UCUUUUUGAAGCACCAGUUUAUAAGAUAGUUAAAUGUUUUGUUUCUUAUUUUAUGUGUACAUGUGUGCACCCAUGAGAUUAUGUUUACUUUAUGUGUGCAGGAACCUGUAGAGGCCAGAAGAGGAAUUGGAUCCCCUAGGACUAGAGUAGUUUGGAGCUACCAUGUGGGUGUUAGGAGUUGAAUGAACAGUAUAACCACUGAGCCAGCCCCUAGGUAUAUUUUCUUAGAAAUAACACCAUUUCUUAGAAAUAACACCAUUUGUAUCUUUCAAGGACAUACAUCAGUUAGGUAGCACAUUGGCAAUGAGGUCAGAUGAGCAUGGCCAGUAUGCUUAGUAUAUUAUGUUAGCUUUCCUUAUACCUCACUAAAGCACCUUAAAUAAGGGACAGAGAUUGCAUGGCAGUAGCAGAAGCCCUGGUGGCAGGGGUAGGCUAUGUAGUAGCUUCUUCUGUGGCACUCACCAGAAAGCACAGAGCUUCUUGGGGCAGAAGUCAUGCUGAACUGUAACUUUCAGGGCCCACACCUAGUAGGCCUACAUCCACCAGCCAAGCCCCAGGUCCAGAGGUCUCCUAAAACAAUGCCACCAUCUGGGAGCAAGUGCUGAAACCGGUGAGGCUGUGGGAACAUUGCACAGCUAAAUCAUAGCUGAAUGUGCCCAUCUUAGACUUAAAGACAGGAAGCAUCCAGAGCACUGGAGAUGCUGAAGACAGGUACGUGGCUUGAAGGAACUCACCAAGGGGCUACUGUUAUCGUUUGGUGCGUCCUGCUCACAAGUGUCUCCGGAACAGUUCUCUUACAAGAAAACAAUCCUAUCUACCUAGGCUUUGCAUUAUAAUAUAUUCCACGUGUUUUGUUUCCUGAGAAGUGCUUACUAACAGCAGUGCCGUAUGUACCCCAGAAUGCUCUACAUAAAGCAGGAGUUACUGUAAUUGCUGUUUUCUCCUUCUCACACAAGUCAUGCAUAUUACAGCUGGAUGUAUGCCCUUGAUUGUGUCAUGUAUGGUUGGUGGCAUUGAUGAUGUAAUGCACAAAUCCUAGUAUACCAUACUUUUUUGAGCAUAGUUAAUAUGAUGUGUAAGUUUUCAGGCAUCAGGUAUUGGAGAACAGAGAUGGAAAAAGUAUAGAACAGACAUGAUGUGUAAGUUCUCAGUGAGGCAUCAGGUAUUGGAGAACAGAGAUGGAAAAAGUAUAGAACAGACAUGCCGGUAAGGACGAAUUCAUUCUGGAGUGGGCUACAUUCUUGAGAAUGAAACCACUUAGGGGGAAACAGAACAGAAGUGCUUGCUUCUGUCCUUGUAAUAACAAUACCUGAGAAAAUUAGUGUUAAAAGACAGAGAAAUCUUGUGGCUCAUGGUUAUAUAAGUUCACUCUGCUCCUUGUUUUUGUCCAUACAGGGCAAUAUGCUGUGGAAGGGCCUGACUAAUAAAGAAGACUGUGUCCUCGUAAUGUCCUAACUUCCUUGUAGCAGGCCCACUUUCUGAAGCCCCGUGUCAUUCCAAGGGAUGUUGGAGACAGCCACAUCCAGACUGUAUUAGCAGGUACCUACGUGGAGCUACCAUGGAAAAGUCCUGGAUGCUGUGGAGCUUCAUUGAAAGAUGGCUACUGGCCUUGGCGUCCUGGUCUUGGGCUCUCUGCCGUAUCUCUCUGUUACCUUUGAUAGUGACUUUUCAUCUGUAUGGAGGCAUUGUCUUACUUUUGUUAAUAUUCGUGUCAAUUGCAGGUAUCUUAUAUAAAUUCCAAGAUGUCUUGCUGUACUUUCCAGAACAGCCAUCUUCUUCCCGCCUUUAUGUUCCCAUGCCCACGGGUAUUCCCCAUGAAAACAUUUUCAUCAGAACCAAAGAUGGAGUGCGCCUGAAUCUGAUCUUGGUGAGAUACACUGGAGACAAUUCCCCCUAUUGCCCAACCAUAAUUUAUUUUCAUGGAAAUGCCGGCAACAUAGGCCACAGGUUACCAAACGCACUGCUUAUGCUGGUGAACCUCAAAGUGAAUCUCGUGCUUGUUGAUUACCGGGGCUAUGGGAAAAGUGAAGGAGAAGCCAGUGAAGAAGGACUGUAUUUGGAUUCUGAAGCUGUGCUAGACUAUGUGAUGACAAGACCUGACCUCGAUAAAACAAAGGUUUUCCUUUUUGGCCGCUCCCUGGGAGGAGCAGUGGCCAUUCACUUGGCCUCUGAGAAUUCUCACAGGAUUUCAGCCAUCAUGGUGGAGAACACAUUCCUAAGUAUACCACACAUGGCCAGCACUCUAUUUUCAUUCUUCCCAAUGCGUUACCUUCCUUUAUGGUGCUAUAAAAAUAAGUUUCUGUCCUACAGAAAGAUCUCCCAGUGCAGGAUGCCUUCUCUCUUCAUCUCUGGCCUCUCUGACCAGUUGAUUCCACCUGUGAUGAUGAAACAGCUCUACGAGCUCUCCCCAUCCCGGACUAAGAGAUUAGCCAUUUUCCCAGAUGGGACGCACAACGACACAUGGCAGUGCCAAGGCUACUUCACUGCACUAGAACAGUUUAUCAAGGAAGUGAUCAAGAGUCAUUCUCCCGAAGACAUGACAAAAACAUCAUCCAAUGUCACCAUCAUCUGAUGCCAUCCUCUUGAUGGAUGCCUUGGGUUUCAGUGUGUGGAGAUUGAUGUCUUUUCUGGGUGUGUGUUCGUACUGGUCUGCACAGUGACUGAGCUUUGAAAGGCCUCAGCACUCCAUUCUGAUGAUCCUGUAACUUCCCAAAUUUUCAAACUGGGCUUCUUAAGAGUGCUUGAUAUUCUCAUCAGAACUCCAGCCUAGUGAAAUACCCUUAACUUUAGUUUAACACGCUGGUUUGAUAGAUGUCAUCCAAAAGUUUCUUGCUGGUUAAGUGGUAUAAUCUCAGUUGUACUCAGAUGGAGAUACAAACAAGAAACCUUCAGGUGUCUGUCUUUCCUUUAGUGAAUAUUGGGACAAUCACGGUAAGCAAGCAAGUGCUACUGCGUUUUCACCUUAAACAUUAAGAUGAAGUGCAUGGUGGUGUUUUAUUCUUGACUUAUGCAAUGCGAUAUUUUUAAUGUAAAUAACACUGGUCACAUGCCAAUGUAUAUGGUUUCCUGGGUUAUAUCUAUUUUUAUGUAAACUCUAUUUUGUUUCAGUGAGGAGUGAGUGUGAGGCCUGUGGUCAGAUUCCAUGUUCUGCUGCUACUGAGAUCCGGCUUUUUCCUAAUAAUAAACAGGACCUUUUUCCAAUAUAGAUGUACUGUGUUUUUGUUAGGAGCUGUCUGGAUUGUGGCUAGUGGGAUAGGAGGUUUGCAUCUUGCUGCAGCUUUCUUUGUAUAUUGAACUUUUUAACAUUUGUGAUUUUGGUUGCAAACGAAAUUUUAGCCUCUGUCAGUUUGUGAAUCUUCAGCUAAACAAUAACAGCCACAGCAAAGGAUAGAACUAGCCGACGGUUGAGUGAGGAUAACUCAACACGUGUGCACACUGCCUUAUGCAAUGCUUUCAUCUGAGUGAAGUCCCAGUACCUAGGAUGUGCCUGACCUGACAGAGGCAAGCAUCAUUUAUUGAACUUUUUGGAAGUAAAUUUCAGAAUGAAAGAAAAACAAAAAAGCAAAUAAUCAAGUAUGGCUUAAUAUUCCAGUUCUGUGUAAUGGGCUAUAUAAAGUCUUAGGAAAAUUUGUCAGUUUUUUUCCCCAGCCUGUUACACAUGUAGCAAUUAAGGAGCUGUAGGUGGGAAGUUGUGUGCCCUUUAAGCCUGGAAGCAUUUAGAAACAUCCAGUCAGGAAGUGGAACCUGCCAAGUCCUUUCCCACAGUCCUCACCAGGUAGAUGUGCUUGAGCCCUUGCACAUUAGGUCAUCUCCAACCCAGGAUUGUAGCUAGCUUAGCUGUGUUUGUUGACCUUCCACAAGCAGCUAGAGCACAGUAGUGGUGAGCCAGUAGUCUUGACCUUAAUUUACAACGUUCCACGGACACAGGGCUAGAAGUACUUUUGCCAGGUAGCAUUCUUAGCCUUCAUUUUAUGCCAAUGUUUAGAAAACAAUGAUGUAUAGUAAGUAUAAUUUCUAAAGAAUAAUGCUUUUCUAUAAAUUAUUAAUUGUAAAGAGUCUUGUUUUUUAAAGAGUUGGUAACUCAUCGUGGAGGGUGUAUUUUGUAUGUGUAAACUCACCACAGUUAAAGGCUGCUUUUCAUCCUGUCAGUCUUUGCUGUGUAGAAUGACUAUCUGAAUACUCAUCUGCUGAAAGGGCGAUAUGUAGCAACAGCCAGAGUGCAGACUCGAGUGCCAUGGCAUACUUGGUUUUUACAUUUACAGAGUACUGUGCUGAAAGGGCGAUAUGUAGCAACAGCCAGAGUGCAGACUCGAGUGCCAUGGCAUACUUGGUUUUUACAUUUACAAAGUGCUGUGCUGAAAGGGCGAUAUGUAGCAACAGUCAGAGUGCAGACUCGAGUGCCAUGGCAUACUUGGUUUUUACAUUUACCGAGUACUGUAUUGGAGUUCUGUUUUCAUUAACCCCCUGGCCUGGAGGAGUUUACCGAUGUAUUGUAUGUAUCAUCCACUGAAAUGGAACAGUUGCUCCUUCCUUGCUCUUUUCUCUGCUGCUUUCUGUUCAGCUUUUGCUGACAGGACUUGUGGGGUGGAAGAACACCAUUCAGUUGUACUACCUUGCUCUCCUAGAGAGAGUACUUCACUUCAGCAGGGACAGCUAUGUUUAAGGAUGUAGAACAUCUCUCAUUACCAGCUAUGUGUUUGAUAAAAUUUCUCUAGAUGAGUAGGGAUAGAAAACAAGCUCAAGCUCAGACUUUCAGGGGCCAUGAUACACCCCAGCAUCAUUUUUAAAAACUCAUUUGGUCUCUGAAACGUGACUACUGCAGGAGGCACUCCUUCACUUCAGACUCUUCAUUGGUGGGAGUGGUCAUGGUCUGUCAAUCUCUAACUCAUUGAGAAAUGAGAGACACGGAUAAAUAAUCUUAAGUUAUGCAGCUACUAUGAAUUUAGAAAUACCAAAAUUAAGACAAGAUAAACUUAGAAAAGUCUUAAAUUCCAUAUUUUAAAGAAUAAUAGAGAGUGAGACUUAAGAAACAAAGGAUCCUACAGAGAAUACUGCAUACUGAAAGAAGAAAGUGUUGCAGACUAAAGGAAACUAAUAGGUUAGAAACCACUUGACAGCAGUUGGCGAUUCCAUUCUUAAAUUAGAUGUAGGAAUACUUAAUUUGUGAGGUGGAUGGACAGAAAACUUCAGAACACAGUUUUAGAUCAAAGCCCUAACAUAAGAUGACCCUUGUCAGCCUCAUGUAACUGUCUUAAGGUUUUGACUAUAAUGGCACAGCCAUUAAAUUUUGCUGUAAAAUUAAAUGUUGCUGUAAAAUGGGUCCUACAACAACUUAAGUUGGCUGGAUACACUUAUAGAAGGGCUAGAGACACUUACUGUUGAGACAGAUGAUGGUUCUGGUGACAUGGCAUGUGUGUCCCUGAAGUUAACACCUAUGAUGCUUGCUCUUCUGUUAGGUUUGGCUUGGGUGGGAGUAGACCUGGCAGAGAUGAUUAAAGCUCUCUUAGGUAGCUCCCACAUGGGUUACCUAUCAGACAGCCUGCAUAGCAGAUAUUUACAUUAUAAUUCAUAACAGCAUAAUUAUAUUUAUGAGGUAGCAACAAAUAAUUUUAUGA
Messenger RNA from Mus pahari (shrew mouse), 5615 nucleotides. RefSeq names its product abhydrolase domain containing 13 (gene Abhd13). Gene Ontology annotation, molecular function: palmitoyl-(protein) hydrolase activity. The transcript has 2 exons. The coding region runs from base 1559 to 2572 and encodes 337 amino acids. Gene Ontology annotation, cellular component: membrane. The record is from RefSeq and is a predicted model, not a curated record. Lineage: Eukaryota; Metazoa; Chordata; Mammalia; Rodentia; Muridae.